Apiotrichum porosum is the source of this 1881-nucleotide messenger RNA. RefSeq lists its product as uncharacterized. Bases 1 to 1881 code for a protein of 626 amino acids. NCBI's taxonomy places the organism in Eukaryota, Fungi, Basidiomycota, Tremellomycetes, Trichosporonales, Trichosporonaceae. The record is from RefSeq and is a predicted model, not a curated record. The transcript has 3 exons.
AUGGCCCCAUCUGGAACAGUUGGCGAGUUUCUUGGCGUUCCAGAGGACCCUCCAGACGCGCCCUCAUUGGCCGCGCUCAAUGAUCAGACGACGCAGAACGGUACUUUCGGACGGGCCAUCAAGGACUACUUUGUAGACCUUUCGCAUCGGGCCGGGGAAGUAGCCCAACAACAGUCACUGGUUGAAUUGGCCAACAGCGUGGUAAAGACAUCGCGCGAGCCGUUCUGUGACCUCAGUGCUCAGCAGCCUGGCAGCCUCAGAGACGUCAAGGUCCACGAUGGAAUACCCUACCUGGGAACUGUGGCUCUUAUGACGGAGAGACAUGCUGUCGACAACCAGGGAGAUGUACCCCCUUCCUCGUCACAGCUGGGAACAUCAAAGCCCGACCUUUGGAUGUCUCUGACAUUGGAAGUACAAGACAACAUCUACAUGCUUCCAAGUCUAUUUGGCGAGCUCAAGGUCUUUACUGGUCUUUGGCAAGAUAAAACAGCCGUCCAAAAGUCCCGGCAAAGCUGGUACCAGGCCAUCCUUUACUCGUUUGCCGCUUUUGAGCAAUGCGGGACAUGGAUGGGGUUGGCCAUGGUCAACGAAUGCUUCAGUCGCCUCUGCGUUCUGGACGACAAGCCGCUGUUUGAAGUGCGCCGAAAAACGCCCAGCGACACUACCCAAGGAUUCUCCGAACAGCAGCAGCUACAACAGCAGACGAUCGAGCACAUCAAGCAUGACGCCAAGGUCUUCACGGUGGCAAUCGAGCUUUCCGAUGAGGCUCGCGCCAUGGUCGGCCAACAGAUGUCCAUCCAAGAGUUCCUUGCGCAUGAAACACUCCCUCGAGCUUUUCGUCAUCGACUUUGUGAACUGGACCCGGACGGUAAACCCAAAUACCACAGGCAGGACCGAAUGUAUACAAUCGACUGGGCGGGUGCCACUGCCUUUUAUAAUACCAUUGUGAAGGCAGUGCAGCUCCUUGCCCGGCUGCCAAUGGAUGUCGCUCCCACUCGCCUGUCCCCCCCAUCCGAGACCUUCAAGGCAUUCCGAGACACUAUCACCGGCAAUGGUAACCCCUUCAACAUUACUCGAGCAGACGUGGAGGUCAUUGUCGGUUGGAAACGCGAAGGCAAGAAGCGCAAAGGACGAGCCGACGCCGUUGGUGCGUCCCGAGACCCUCGUCCACCACCUGGUGGAAGCCGCGGUAAGGAUCCCGAUGCUGCCGACCGCAAAGGCCCCGAGGACCCCACGCAGGACCCCAAGAGUGGCGACAAGGGCAGCCGCAAGUCUGGAAAGAGCAGCAGCAGCAAGCGCAGCCACGAAUCCAGCAAGGGUGGCAGCAAGAGCAAGUCGGCCUGUCAGCGGGCUCCUGACGAAGGCUCGGCCAGCCUGCCUGAGCCGUUCAAAACGCUCAAGAGCAGCCUGGAUGCGCUCUUCGCGCCAAGCCUGGGACCGAGUGGGCGCCUGCAUGAGUACGUCUCGAUCAUGGUCCGGAAGCUGUCCCGUCACCCGAACCUGGACGACCCCAACACCGCCAAGUCCGUCAGUGACCCCACCACCGCAAAGUCUGUCUUUUACCCCACCACCGCAAAGUCUGUCUUUGACAGGUUGGAGGAGUGUACCAAUGAUGACUUGUCAUGGACAGGCGACGACAUGCACAGCAGCUGCGGAUCCUCCAGCGAAGGUGAUGACGCCGAUACGAGCCUCGAGUCGGCCUUGGACGCCGGCACGGCUGCGUAUAUCUCCGAUUGGCGUUUGGCCGUCGACACACCCACACACGAAGAUCCAACACUCACGGCUUGUUGCCCCGAAACCAAACCGUCCGUCACCAUUCGCAUCGUACCCGUCUCGGCGGCUACAAUGGACAAGCUCCUCGAGCUUCGCAUGCAAGCCUAG